This is a messenger RNA of Xenopus tropicalis (tropical clawed frog), 5504 nucleotides long. RefSeq lists its product as uncharacterized. The record is from RefSeq and is a predicted model, not a curated record. The coding region runs from base 3284 to 3952 and encodes 222 amino acids. NCBI's taxonomy places the organism in Eukaryota, Metazoa, Chordata, Amphibia, Anura, Pipidae. The transcript has 12 exons.
GGGCAAAAAGUGUAUAGAGUGCAAUUACGCCCUCUGCACUAGCACAGCUAAAUUUCCAUGGUAGCAGCCCCUGCACCCAGCCCUGGAACCCUGUGCCAGCAGGCAACACCUUGGGGCAGAUUUACUAAUCCACGAAUCCGAAUCCCGAAAAAGGGAAAAAAUCGUAUUGGAAACGAAAAUUUUGCAACUUUUUCUAAACUAGAGCAAAAGAACUCUGCUGACCAGGCCCCUCCCUGCAACUCCAGGGCGCCCUGAGUGUAUCAGUCAGGGGACACAGCACAGCAGUCUCACAACUCAGUCCUACUAUGGGAGUGCAAAGGAGCACUAUUGGCCCCUCCCUGAAACGCUCUGCUUUUUUACUCUAUGUGACUGGUUAGACAGCCGCCACAGGCACAGGAACACUGGAGCAAAGACGACGUGCCCUACCAGUCGGCUGUACAGAGCCCGCAGUGUGCAAGGGCUCUCACAGAGCUGCUGGAAGGACUGCCUGCUACAAGAUUGCCAGUGCACCAUAGAGUGCCCGAAUUGGCAUUUCCAAACCAAUAAUGGAAUUCUGCUGCCCAACUACCUCCAACAGGCCAAAGCACGGAUCUACCCUGAUCUUAUUUGUCUUCUGGAUCUAAAGGCAGAGGUUUGCAGCAUUAAACACACUGAUCAUCAUGGGUUCAUUAAUAGGAUACCAAACUGCCCUCUGUCUAUGUGCCCGACCACUCCUGCACCGGCAAACACCACCGCUGUUGACCGUAACGCCACCACUGUUGACCGUAACGCCACCACAGCUGACCGUAACACCACCGCUUAUCAGAAGGCCACACCCUGCAAAGAGUUGACCACAAGACUUAUAGUAAUUGUAAUAUGUGUUAUUGUCGUUGCUGCAGGGAUUGCAGGAGUGAUUUGGAAAACUAAAAAAAGCAAAACAUCACAGCAUGUCAAUUCCAUCUUAUGAGAAACCUGUUCUACAAGUUCAGUGUAAUGUUGGAAGUUGAAUAGAAGGAAUACAAUUCUUCAUAGUCGGAGGGACCAGUGAUUCCAGCGCUGAACUGCCAAACUGAGGAUUCUGAAUGAAGCAGCAUCUGCUGUGAAUAAUAGAAACGUGGAUACAAAGUCACGGUUGGGAAUUCACGCUCUUUUGUACUGUGAUAAUGCUGCUUUAAAGGACAAAGAAUCUGAUCCUUCUGUACUCGGGGACCCAUUAAGUGAAAUACUGAACUAUACUACUACUGGUUUAAUGUCUCACAUAGGUGCGCUGUAUAUAAUGUGCACAUUUUUCGCUUAUGGUUUUUUUGUAUAUCUUACUGUAACUGAUCAGCCCUGUGGCCUUGGAUUCUAAGCUUUAAAAGCAGAAUGUUUGUUCCUUAGUUUAGUGGCUACAGUUACCCAUACAAGCCCAGAUCUGGGCAGUUUGGCUGUUCUGAUACAGUCUGAUGGUCUGGACGUGUGUGUCAGUUUUGAGAGACCUUGUUAAGUAGCAGUGUUAGCCUGCCAGAUUCCAUGAAGGUGAGCCACUGUGGCAUUUCAGGCAUAACUAAACACUAUCUACAGUAUAUGUAGAAACUUCUACAGUGUCCCUCCUUUAAAAUAUCAGGGUGAACGUUUCAUUUAUGUUUUUGCUGCCUGUGUCUGUUUUAAAAAUUCUGUAGGAAUGAAUUGUGUAAACCGAGAAUCUGUAAAUCCCUGCAGCACAUCUGUCCAGCAAUGAUCGCCUCUUUGUAAUUCUGUCCAUCAAGAAUGAACUUACACAGAUAUUGUCGGGUAUAAAAAGGCAGUGGUCAACUACUCGGUUGGAUUUGGUGUAAUGUGACUUUGGUGCGGCCUCUGUGAGUGCCUUUAGUUUUAAAAAGAGCAAAAUGCCAAAGAUGGAAUUAGAAGCAUUAGGCCAUACAUGUGCAGAUCUGCUCCUUUGGUGAUGCCAUCAAAUCUUCCAUGGAUAUGCCCACCUUGCCAUUGGUAUUAUUGGGCAGAUCAGUUAGUUGGGCUUGUUUAUGUAACUAUUGCCCUCGGAUGUGGUCCUCCAUUCAAUGUGUAUAAGUAAACUUGCCCUUAUCGGUCAGCUUGGCCUGUGUAAGUGCCACCUUACCGCUUCUAUGAACCCCUUUGCACCUUGUAUCACUGUGCCAAACCAGUAUCCCUGUUUUUACUAUGGCCUACUGUAGAAUUUUAUACCAAAUUCUUUUUAAAUACGUGAAAAGUUGACUGUCCAUCUUUUAUGAAAAUAUGCAUUUUUAAAAAAUGUUUUCACAUUAAAUGUAAUAAAAACUUUUCAAAAAUUGCCUCAUCCGUGGCGUUUUUCUUUACCUCUGCCUACUGUCCCUGCUGCUAAACACAGGGAAAAAGUGCAGCUCAGGGGAUAUAAGCUGCUCCGUAAACUGAUAUAAUCCGGAGGCACAGGCCUAGGGAAUCUGUAAAUAUGUUUAUAUGAAGCGGUUUGUUGGUCAGCAUGCAGCGCUCCCUUAGAGACAUCCGCAGGGGAAGGUACCAGCCUGCUGGAAUGUGACGAUUGCCCCAUGUGCUGCCCCUGUGGGACAAAGCAGACGGCAGUGGAGAGGCAGGAACUGAACAGCAGAAUGUUGUCUGAUCUAUAAAGGCAAAAUUGCAACUAUAUGAGGUUGAAGAAAAUAACACUGAUUUUUAACCCAGAGUGGGACAGGGCAAAAGCACCACCGAUUGGACCAGCGAUCUUUCUCCAGUUUUAAAGAAAUGCCUAUUGGAAUGUAUAGCCCCCCAGUACUGUAACGCUGCUUACUGCACAUUGGCAGAUAUGCAAUAGUCUCCAUUUACAACAGGCAGGAGGGCUGCUAUGUAUCAGUGGGUACAUGUGCCAAUACAGAGAUGCAGGGUGCUGCACUGCUAUUAACCCUUUUGUGUCCCUCUUAAUAUAACCUGGGUGCCAUUUGAUAUGUAACACUUCUGGCUUGGGCAGCAGAGGGGCGCUUUUUAAAGCUCUUGCCUCUUGGAGAAGAACCUGAGGGGGGGGGGGGUGGUUAAUGUUGUCUUUACACCAGGAAAAGACAAACCCACAGACUUCCAGUGACGUAAGCGGGACGGGGCGUGGCUGGGGCGGCUCUAUAAGUAUACCCGCAAUUCUCUAGCCGGCAUUAAUAAGUUGGAAAUCUCUGCUUGGGCAUUUUCCCAGUUAUACAAAAUAUCAUCUCCGGCGAAAAUGUACUUGCGUUUCGAGUCAGAGGCGUAAAUUGUAUUUAACCGGGCUGUGACAUUACGGAAGUGGGAGGAGUCAGCUCUAGUCACUGUGCCACAGUCCGGACUGUGAGGGCUGCGGGGCAGCAUGUGGGCCGGGAGAGGGCGGGUUGUGCUGCUGGGCACAUUGGUUACAGUUUACUUCAACUUGCCAAAUACCUGCGGCCAACCUGAUAUUCCAGAACCCAUAGGAUCCAAGAUUCUUCAGCUGCCCGUGUCUGUGGGACAGAACAUUGUGAUAUGGGGAAAAGUACCUGUGUCUGGGAUGUUUUAUAUACAGUCUCCAAAAGGAUUGCUCUUCGAUUGCGUUGAUGGAAAACUUAAAAAUAACUGUCCUAAAUGCAUCUAUGAAAAUUCAUCUGUAAUUCUAAAGAACAUACAGCCCGAUGACUCUGGGUUAUACUACAUUAAGGACAGCUUCACCGGUGCCACUUGGAUUAAUAUCUCUGUAACUGCUGUUACGGAGCUCACAACCCCUUCUGCACCUCCACAGGCCUUCAGUGUCGGCAAUGGAACUUCACUUGAUCAGCCAAUGGCAGCCAAAGGACGCUCACGUUAUGGAUUUGCUGUUAUUGGUGCCGGUAUUAUUGUUGCAGUUAUUGUCUGUUGGAAGUGGCAGAAUAUCAGAAGGGUGGUGUUCCCAACUGUCAGCCGGGGCCAAUCCUGUGCGUUCCAUGAGAUAUGGGAAGUGCAAUGGAAGGGAGAAUGGGGAAGGAGGAACAAGCCUUUUGAACCAGAACAACCUCACAAUGUCUAACCACAAGGACGAGGGCACAGAUUUUCAUUCAGGGAAUGAAGGUGACAUUGUCAUAACCGUGCCGAAUGGUGAAACCAGGAAUCCUAAUGGGACCGACACCGACCCUGCCUGAUUCCUGGGCCGGAGCAGAAUGUGGCUACACGGUCACUGUUACAUACAUAGGGCUGCCCAUACAAGCAGUUUGCCCAACAGUAUGGGCAUGUCAUCUAUGUUACUAUGGAUUGCUAUUUACUAGCCAUUGGUUACCUGGGUCACUGGGUGGUGGCCCUGCCAACUAGUAAAAGCCCCUCCCAUGCAUGGUCAUGGCCUGAUCCCAAAUGGCAACUACCUAAUUAUCCCAACUCCCCAUUAUUUUCUUAAACCCUGCCCCUUUCAUGAACUACAAAUUUAACCAUUUAUGAGGAAGGGGCCUAAUUUCCCUGUACCCCAGCCCAAUUUUUGCCAACAUAUUACACAGUGCGGUACAUAAGGGUAAAUAUAUAUUGACAAACUACUAUAUUAGAUGAUAUGGGUCAUUUCUGCAAGGGUUCAUAAUCUAUAGGGAAGGGAAAAAGUGUUACACAAGGUAUUAAACCUGUAGCUGUGGGAGAAGUUUAUAUUGGAGAGCUGUUAGAGGUUGAGGUGAGUGAGUCUCCAUUUUUGAUUGUAGAGGAUCAGCGAGUGAGUGGCAGGCCAAUAAGCCAAUAAGGAGGAGAGUACAAUUAUCUAGGGGGUAGAUAAUAUGAGAUUAUUAUUAGAGGACUAUUAUUUCUGUUUCCUGACUGAGAGAGGACCAUAUUCUUGCAGUAAUUUAGGAUGAAGUUGCCAAGAAGAUUGAGUAAGGGAUGAAGAAAAGGGCAGAAUCAGGUAUGAACCCAAUGCAGCCUUAUAACCAGGUACAGUGUCAGUCGGCCCUCUGGCCUGUGUAUGGGCUUGUGGGCUAAUCAGAGUGGCUAGCCGGCUUAUCAGAGGCCCCAGGGAGUGAGGGAUAAGCGCCAAACCCAUACUGAGUUCCUUCUAUAGAUCCCAGAAAUCCCCGUGCCGUUUGUGUUCCCUGCACUCGGGAUCCGGUUUGGUUCAUGCACUUUCCCUUUAUUCCUUCCUGUGGGAAUUCCCUGUGUGCCGUUCCCUUCUGUGUCUGUUGCUUUGGGUUCCUUUCCAUUUGCACCAGUGUGUGGGUACUUAUGUUAUUUAUUUUACCCUAGGUUACUGGUUUGUCCCAUAUUCGCCUUUAUGUGUGACAAACGCAGAUAGAUUUAUUGUUAACACCUAGAAUAAAUGUGCUGCUUCUAUUUUUGAUUAAAUUUUAUCUGUAUUUUAUUGCACUUUAGCAGCAAAGUAGGGAAUUUACACUGACGAAUGUCUAAUUCUGAGCCAAAAGAAACAACAAAUGUUACUUGAUAUUUGUAAUUAAAGCUUGUGAUAUAUAUUACUGGAAAAAUAUUCUUCUAUUAAAAGAUAAAUUAAAAAUGGAUAUAAGUUGCUUGUCUGCUGGUUUUUCCUUUUCCAUCUGCCUAAUGUCCCUGCUGCCCAAAUAGCACCUUAGUGGCUUUAAAGGGGUAGGUUCACCUUU